AUGCCGUUUGCGGCAUUCGAUGAAUCAUUGAACGAGGGUGGCGAGCGAGUAUUUCCGGUGCUUGCCGAAAGUCAUAUGCUCAUAAAAGCUUGCGAGAUCAAAAUGGGAAGAGGAGUUAACAUCGUCUUGGGGAUCGACUUUGGAACAACCUUCAGCGGGAUUGCUUGGGCGCUUGAAGGUGGCCCUAGAGACAUUGAAAUCGUGUCCACCUGGCCUGGAGGAGGAAAUCGCACCGCGUUGAAAGUGCCCUCUAUUAUUUCGUACGAGAAAGAGAUUCCAAAGUGGGGCUAUCAAGUUGGUUCUUUGUGCGAAGUAGUUCGUGGCUCCAAGCUUUUGCUAGACGAAAGCCAGAACCUGGAAUAUGCACCGUCACUAGCCUCUAAGGCCCUGCUGGCAAAAUUCGGCAAAGAUGCUGUUCAGGUCUCCGGAGAGUAUCUAGGAUAUCUCGUUGUACAUGUGAAGGACACGCUCCAACGACGCUUCGGAGAUGCUGCGAAGUCAAUGGAGCUCAAGUUUGUGCUUACUGUGCCCGCAGUGUGGUCCGACAAAGCAAAAGAUGCAACACUUCGAGCCGCUAUAAUAGCUGGUGUCGACUCCCAGAAAAUCUUCCUUGUGUCGGAGCCGGAAGCUGCCGCUCUGCAUUCACUGCGGACAAUCCAGCCAAACUCAAUCAUGAAAGGCGAUGUUCUAGUGGUGUGUGAUGCAGGUGGUGGGACUGUGGACCUAAUCGCUUAUAAAAUUCAAGAUGUCGAUCCAUUGAGCCUGGAGGAAGUCACAGAGGGAACGGGGGCCGUUUGCGGAUCCCUUUUACUUGACGAGAGAUUCGAACGCUUCUUGAUGAAGAAAGUUGGGCUAGAGAACUAUCAAUCUCUGCCAACAAAGUCCAAAGAAGCUGCUGUUUGUUUUUGGAGAGACAUGGUGAAGCCUACCUUCGGUGAGGAAUCCGACUGCGAUUUUCUAGAUGUGAAUCAUUUCAUUCCGCUUCCAGGAGCAGCAGAUCAACCUGAAAAGGGUGUUGAUAGUGGAUUCGUUCAACUUGACGGUGUUGAGAUCGAAGAGAUUUUCGAGCCGAUAGUGUCAAGAGUCGAAGAAUUGGUACGGGCGCAGCUUGAGAAGAUUUCCCAUCUCCGACUUCACACGAAGGCCAUCGUUCUUGUUGGGGGGUUUGGGUCCUCAAAAUAUGUCUUCCACCGCUUAAAUAGAAGUACUCCUUCUAUUACAGUAUUGCAGCCCCCAAAUGCGUAA
Molecule: messenger RNA, 1245 nt
Organism: Penicillium verhagenii
Lineage: Eukaryota; Fungi; Ascomycota; Eurotiomycetes; Eurotiales; Aspergillaceae
Product: Hsp70 family protein
Exons: 9
Coding region: 1-1245 (414 amino acids)
Molecular function (GO): ATP-dependent protein folding chaperone; ATP binding
Source: RefSeq, a predicted model, not a curated record